Messenger RNA from Aspergillus fumigatus Af293, 432 nucleotides. NCBI's taxonomy places the organism in Eukaryota, Fungi, Ascomycota, Eurotiomycetes, Eurotiales, Aspergillaceae. The record is from RefSeq and is a predicted model, not a curated record.
AUGAAAUAUCGCUUGACUCCCCGGACGAUGCACGGACCUCCCUCUGCCAUUGUUCGAACUGUAAAGUCAGUCUCGCCUCUACCAUCCCGUGUACUGCGCAAGCUAACAGAAAACCAGAAAGCAUUCGGAACAAACUACGGCCUAACAGCCAAGAUCCCCAAAGAUGCAUUGAGACUGACGGCUGGGAAACCCAAGGAACAUGUGGGCGAUAACGGGUCCGGGUCGUUACUGCACCGGGAAUUCUGCGACAAUUGUGGGAGUUUCAUUCUUGAAUAUGGGGAUGCGGUCAAGGACCAGGCGCGGUAUAUCUGCGUUGGGACUCUAGAUGAUCCGGAGGCGUUGCCGCCCAAGGGGGAGUUUUUCUGUAGUUCGAGGGCGAGCUGGAUGCCUGAGAUUCCGAAUGUGUUUCAUAAGCAGAAGAUCAAGGAGUAG